CGUGAAUUGGAGGCUCCAGGAAGACAGGGGACCCACCGCACGGUCUCGGAGCGGUCCUCCGCAUGGAAAUAUGUCACGCUCGGUGGGCCUCCCAGUUGUGAACCGGCGCAAUCAGUUGCAAGGGCUGCAGGAGGAGCUGGAGGAGCAGCAGGAGGGGGAGCGGGAGAAGGAGAGGGAGGACGAGCAGGAGGAGUUGCGGGAGAAGGAGCGUGAGUGGGAGGAGGAGCAGAGGAAGGAGCGGGAGCGGGAGGAGCAGGAGAAGAAGCAGGAGGAGGACGAAGUUGUGGUGGAGGAGCAGCGGGGGGAGGAGGAGCGGGAGGAGCGGGAGGAGCGGAAGAAGAAACGGGAGAAGGAGUGGGAGAAGGAGGAGCAGGAAGAGGAGCGGGAGGAGGAGCGAGAGGAGGAUCGGGAGGAGGAGCAGGAGGAGGAGAAGGAGGAGGAGCGGAAGGAGGAGCGGGAGGAGGAGCGGGAGGAGGAGCUGGAGAAGGAGCAGGAGGGGAAACGGGAAGGGGUGGAGGAGGCGUGGGAGGAGGAGCAAGAGAAGCGGGAGGGGAAACAGGGAGCGGGAGGGGGAGCGGGAGGAGCGGGAGGAAGGGAAAAGGAGCGGGAGGAGGAGCCGGAGAAGGAGUGGGAGGGGAAAUGGGAAGGGGCUGAGGAGGAAACGGCGGCUGGAGAAGCAGUGGGAGAAGGAGCGGUAGGAGGCCUGGGAGGAGGAGCGAGAAAAGAAGGAGGAGCGGAGGAGGAGCAGGAGGAGGUGUGGGAGAAGGAACGGGAGAAGGAGCGGGAGGAGAAGGGGGAGAAGGAGCGAGAUGAAGAGCGGGAGGAGGAGGAGGAGGAGGAGGAGGAGGAGGAGGAGGAGGAGGAGCGGGAGGAGCAGCAGCAGAAGGAGGAGGAGGAGGAGGAGGAGUGGGAGUGGGAGGAAGAAAAGGAACAACGGGAAAUGUGGAGGGGGAGUUAACAAACGUGCGGGAGGCGGGUAGGAAAAGCGGAAGGAGGGAAGGGAGGAGAGGGGUGGGGCAGGGGAGGGGUGGACGGGGAUGCUCUCUCUCUCUCUCUCUCACACACACACACACACACACACACACACACACACACACACACAUGGUUGAUCAAUCAAUCAAGGGGUAACUUCAGUUGAGUCACACAAACAAGUUAUAAUUGCAGUAUGGGGCAAGAUAAAGUUCGCAAUUGCAC
Messenger RNA from Chara braunii, 1194 nucleotides. The record is from the annotation of a GenBank genome assembly. Lineage: Eukaryota; Viridiplantae; Streptophyta; Charophyceae; Charales; Characeae.